Messenger RNA from Hermetia illucens (black soldier fly), 637 nucleotides. Its product is annotated as 40S ribosomal protein S14. The transcript has 3 exons. Gene Ontology annotation, cellular component: cytosolic small ribosomal subunit; ribosome. NCBI's taxonomy places the organism in Eukaryota, Metazoa, Arthropoda, Insecta, Diptera, Stratiomyidae. Bases 118 to 573 code for a protein of 151 amino acids. Gene Ontology annotation, biological process: translation; ribosomal small subunit assembly; maturation of SSU-rRNA from tricistronic rRNA transcript (SSU-rRNA, 5.8S rRNA, LSU-rRNA). The record is from RefSeq and is a predicted model, not a curated record. Gene Ontology annotation, molecular function: structural constituent of ribosome; mRNA 5'-UTR binding; small ribosomal subunit rRNA binding.
GUCGCAUAAGAAGCCGUUUUUGACAGCUGUCAAACUUCGAUCGCGUACACCUUCUUUCCGCUGUAUCCGGUUCUCCAUAUUGGACGGAGUGAAAUAGGAUUAUAGUAACAAUUAAAAAUGGCACCACGUAAGAAUAAAGCCCAAAAAGAGGAAGUCCAAGUUUCGCUUGGACCACAAGUUCGUGAAGGUGAAAUGGUAUUCGGUGUUGCUCACAUUUAUGCCAGCUUCAACGAUACCUUCGUCCAUGUCACCGAUUUGUCUGGCAGGGAAACAAUCGCCCGUGUCACCGGAGGAAUGAAGGUGAAGGCUGAUCGUGAUGAAGCCUCUCCCUACGCUGCUAUGUUGGCCGCUCAGGAUGUCGCUGAAAAGUGCAAAUCCCUGGGAAUCACCGCUCUCCACAUCAAGCUCCGUGCCACCGGUGGCAACAAGACAAAAACUCCAGGACCUGGAGCUCAAUCGGCUCUUCGCGCUUUGGCACGUUCAUCAAUGAAAAUUGGACGUAUUGAGGACGUGACUCCAAUUCCAUCAGAUUCCACUCGCAGGAAGGGUGGUCGUCGUGGUCGCCGAUUGUAAAUUUUUAUUUUUUUAUGCUGUGACCAAAAUAUGUCAUCAAUAAAAAUAAUGUAAGGUCUAGCAA